Carcharodon carcharias (great white shark) is the source of this 399-nucleotide messenger RNA. Its product is annotated as 40S ribosomal protein S15-like. Bases 43 to 399 code for a protein of 118 amino acids. Gene Ontology annotation, cellular component: ribosome; cytosolic small ribosomal subunit. Gene Ontology annotation, biological process: ribosomal small subunit assembly; translation. NCBI's taxonomy places the organism in Eukaryota, Metazoa, Chordata, Chondrichthyes, Lamniformes, Lamnidae. The transcript has a single exon. Gene Ontology annotation, molecular function: structural constituent of ribosome. The record is from RefSeq and is a predicted model, not a curated record.
AAAUUUACCUACAGAGGUGUUGACUUGGAUCAGCUCCUCAACAUGUCCUAUGAACAGAUGAUGCAGUUGUAUUGUGCCCGUCAGCGUAGGCAUGUGAACGGAGGCCUGUGCUGCAAACAACAGUCCCUCCUGAAAACGCUGCACAAGGUGAAAAAGGAAGCUCCACCAAUGGAAAAACCAGAGGUCGUCAAGGUUCAUCUUUGGGAUAUGGUUAUCCUCCCAGAGAUGAUUGGCAGCAUGGUUGGUGUGUACAAUGGGAAAACCUUUAACCAGGUUGAAAUCAAGCUGGAAAUGAUUGGCCAUUACUUUGGAGAGUUCUCUGUCGCCUACAAGCCUGUCAAGCACAGCAGACCUGGCAUCAGUGCCACUCACUCCUCCAGGUUCAUCCCUCUGAAGUAA